UUGCUAUACUUCCGUGUCACACAACAGCCAUAACUUCUAAGCACAUAAGCAUUGAAAAUGGAGCAAGAUAUUGAGCUGGAAAUGAACAGGAAGUCGGCUACAAAAUUAUGAAAUUUUCUACGUUUUACGGCGCCAAUUAAGAGCCUGCCAACUUCUUCCUCAUCCUCUCUUAUAAUACACACUCAUUUUCUCAUCCUUAAUCAACACAAACAUGGCUUCCAAGACCAACAUAGCAUUACCUAUCCUAGCUCUGCUGCCCAUGCUCGUUUUUAUUUCCCCAAAGGUGGCGAUGGCCGCUAGGGAUUUCGAAGAGGGGAAGUUUGUUAAAGAGAGUAAUGAAGCGGGUGAUGAUCUUAAAAUUCCAGACAUACGUAAUAUAGGUUUUGGUGGCACUACAGGCACUGUUGGCAGCAUCCCAGGCCUUGAUAUUUUGGGUUUCAUCCCAGGUAUUAUCGGUAGCAUCCCAGGCUUCAACGGCGGUGUCAUCCCAGGCUUCAACGGCGGUGUCAUCCCAGGCAUCGGCGGCGGUGGCAUACCAGCCAUCGGCGGCGGUGGCAUCCCAGCCAUCGGUGGCGGUGGCAUCCCAGCCAUCGGUGGCGGUGGCAUCCCAUGGCUCAGCGGCGGUGGCAUCCCAGGCAUUGGUGGCAUCCGAGGCAUCGGCGGUGGCAUCUACGGUGGUGGGUAUCCUGGUCAAAGAGGAUAUAGAGGAGGGUUGCGUUGUCCUUAUGGCUGUUGUGCUUGGGCUGGUGGAUAUUGCACAAGUUGCUGCACAAUCUAAGGAUUUCUUCACUCACAAAAAUAAGAUAAGAUAGUGUAGUUCUAUGUUUUUUGUUUUUUGUUUUUCUUUAAUCAGCCAAAUAAAUUUUAUAUAAUGUGCAGUUCUACGUACUUCAUAUUCCAUGAGAGGCAUGAUGGAGAAGAAGGAGGCUUGUGUUUACCUCUAACCUUUCUUUUCAUAUAUGGAUAUUUCUUUUCAUGUAGUUUGGGACUUUAUUACUUCUGUUUGUCUUUUUUCUAUAAUUAUGAUGUCAUUAUAAACAUAGGUAAUUCAUAUAAUUAUAUUCUGUUAAUCAUA
Messenger RNA from Vigna unguiculata (cowpea), 1075 nucleotides. RefSeq lists its product as uncharacterized. The record is from RefSeq and is a predicted model, not a curated record. Lineage: Eukaryota; Viridiplantae; Streptophyta; Magnoliopsida; Fabales; Fabaceae.